AUAUGGGCAUUUUCAAUGGCUGGUUAUGCCUUUUGGCCUUACGAAUGCCCCGACCACAUUCCAAGCGGCUAUGACAACGGAGUUCCGACACAUGCUGGAUAGAUUCGUACUCAUCUACCUCGAUGACAUUUUGGUGUACAGCUGGAGUUUGGACGAGCAUAUGGAGCAUCUUCACACCGUUUUGGAGCGACUACGACAAGCCAAGUACAAAGCCAACCGCGACAAAUGCGAAUUCGCGCGGCAAGAGCUGGAGUACCUGGGACAUUAUGUAACGCCGCAAGGCAUCCGUCCGCUUGCGGACAAGAUCGAGGCCAUCCGCGUAUGGCCCGAGGCCACCAACACCACAAACGUUCGUUCAUUCAUGGGGUUGGCAGGCUACUACCAACGCUUCAUCACCGGGUACUCAAGGAUUGUCGCACCUAUGACGAGGUUACAAUCGCUAAAGGUGCCAUUCGUAUUUGGUGACGACGCACGCCGGUCAUUCCAAGCACUCAAGAUGGCCAUGCUCAUGGCACCCGUCCUUAGCAUCUACGACCCCACCCUGCCAACGAGAGUGACAACCGACGCUUCCGGCUAUGGCAUUGGGGCAGUCUUGGAACAACACGACCGCGACGACUGGCACCCCGUGGAGUACUUCAGCCACAAAGUGCCUCCCAUCAAUUCACUUGAUGAUGCAAGGAAGAAGGAGCUGCUCGCGUUCGUGAUGGCUCUCAAGCGAUGGCGACACUUCCUCCUUGGGUGUCGUAGGUUCACAUGGGUCACGAACAACAACCCAUUGACCUACUACAAGACGCAGGAUACGGUGAGCAGCACGAUCGGACGAUGGAUGUACUUCAUCGACCAAUUUGACUUCACACCGAAACAUCUCCCCGGCCUCUCCAAUCGCGCAACAGAUGCACUCUCGCGAAGACCCGAUCUUUGCGCUAUGACACAUCAUGCCUGCGCAUUUGACGAGGAACUCCAGCGACAAUUCAUCCGGGGCUAUGAGUCCGAUCCGGAUUUCGCCACGUUGUAUGCGCAGCUAUCUUCGGAUCACCCGUCGGCCAGCCAUUAUCGCAUCGUCGACGGGUACUUGCUCCUCCACUCGAGAGGCCAGGACUUAUUGUGUGUCCCACGCGACCGUCGUCUUCGGACUCACCUUCUCGGUGAGUACCAUGACUCGCGACUCACCGACCAUUUUGGAGUCAAUCGCACUAUUGCACGACUUCGACAACGAUUCCGAUGGCCUGACCUCGUUACCGAUGUCACUCGGUAUUGCGACUCUUGCGAAGUUUGCCGACGAAGCAAGCCCCGCAACCGCAAUCCCUACGGCGAGUUGCGCCCGAUGCCUAUCCCACAGGAACCCGGCCUCUCCAUUGCCAUGGACGUCACCGGUCCGUUUCCCCGCGACCGGCUCGGGCAGGACGACAUCCUCACGGUCGUUGACCGUUUGAGUAAGUAUGCGCGAUUUCUUCCUUGCAAGUACUAUGCCACGGCUCCCGAACUUGUGCGCCUCCUACACACCAGCUGGAUUUGCAGCCAUGGCGUGCCGGAAGACAUCGUCAGCAACCGCGACACUCGCUUCAUGUCGGCAUUUUGGACUUCUCUCAUGCAGGAAUCCGACACGAAGAUGAAACCAAGUUCGGCUCGGCAUCCACAGACGGACGGGCAAACGGAGCGGGCACAUCAAACCGCUCAAAUGAUGCUUCGUACGCUCAUCCGUCCGGAUCAGAAGGAUUGGGUUGACCGCCUCCCCGACAUCGAGUUGGCCUACCACACUUCGUUGCAUCCGGCGAUCGGCGUAACUCCAUUCGAGUUGCACCACGGUGGCCGGAAAAAGGCCGUAUCUUCGCUGAUCUUCUCCUCCCACGAACAACCGACAUAGACGCUGCUUGCUCCCCCGCUU
Chara braunii is the source of this 1885-nucleotide messenger RNA. The record is from the annotation of a GenBank genome assembly. Lineage: Eukaryota; Viridiplantae; Streptophyta; Charophyceae; Charales; Characeae.